GAGUAUUUCUUAUCCUACACCCACACCCCCAUCUCCCCCUAUACUUCCCCAUUUUGAGGGAAGAGGUUAAUAAUAACCUCUUUCCCCUUCUUUAGCAAGCAUACAAUUGUUAAAAAAACAAUCUUUUUCAACCAAUGUACAUUCUUUUCUUGAUAAAAAUACUAUUUUGAUUAUAUUAGCAUAAGGAGUUCUUCUGGAUAUUUGCCUGAUCUGUCUGAUUUUUUGGGGGUUAAUCUUUCUGAUUAUAGAACAAACAAUUUGCAAUUUCUUGAUUGGGAUUCUGAUUAUUGAUUCUUUAUCUUCAGAUCUGGGGGCCUGUAAAGAUAUUUACAGCAGAGAAAAGGAUCUUACUUUAUAGACAUUGGUGUAUAAUUUAUUAAGAUUAAAGGUGGGUUCUUGAGAGGUUCUCAAGAAUGGCUUUGAAGUUAUUAAAAUAACAAAGUGGGUGGAUAUCAUCAAUGCGGUUUAAUCUGGAUAGUUUGGAUGGAUGUGUAUGAAUCAGAGAUAGCAUUAAAGAAGAUUUCAACAGAGGAGGCAAAAAGAGCUCCAUUGAUUCAGGCUGAGAAGAACCAUGGAAAUACUCGCAGGCCAAGAACAAGAGAAGUUAGUUCUAGGUACAGGUCACCUACUCCAUCAGCUUCCUCUGGCCCUAGACGUUGUUCUUCUCCAAAUGUCACGAGAAUUGGAACUACUGCAUCAACACUUUCAUUACCUAAGAGAGCUAUAUCGGCUGAAAGGAGACGGCCAACGACUCCUUUAUCACCUACCAGUCCAUCACCAUCAACACCUGUACAGGAUACAUCUGCAGAAGAAUUGUUGUCCAGAAAGAUGACAGGCAAUAGGUUGGCAGAAUCUUUAUGGCCCUCAACAAUGAGGAGUCUGAGUGUUUCUUUUCAGUCUGAUUCAUUUUCCUUACCUGUUAGUAAGAGAGAAAAACCUGCUCCUCAUGCUCUAUGUGAUCGUACUUUGAGACCAUCAUCAAAUGUAGUGCAGAGACAGGAGACACCUCCGGGUUCUCGAAAGGCCACGCCUGAGAGAAGGAGGAGUCCAUUGAAGGGAAAGAAUUCUUCUGAUCAAGCAGAGAAUUCUAGACCAGUUGAUAGUUUAAAUGCUCGAUUAGUCGAUCAGCAUCGAUGGCCAAGUAGAACGAAUAAGAAGGUACCUUCUGGUAUUAUGAACAGAAGUAUUGAUCUGAGUGAUAAGAAUAGCAAAAUUGCGCCAAAUACUCGUCCAGUCACGCCUACCUUGAGGAGAUUAUCAUUGGAUGGUUACAGCAGACCAUUGCAAAAAUCUGCGAGUGAAUUGCUGUCAUUAAUAUCAGUAGAUGAUAAUUCACUUUCAAUGCAGAAGUCCAGACCUUCGACUUCAUUGGAUAGAACAGUAUCGACAAAUCCAGUAGCUAGAUCUCAGACUGUAUCAGCUCCUGGAUCACGUCUUCCAUCACCAAAUAAAGCAUCUGUUCUAUCAUCAUCUGCAUCUAGAGGGGUCAGUCCAUCUCGAACAAAAUCGGUCCCAAGUACGCCAUCUAGAGGGCCAAGUCCAUCUCGGAUAAGGCCAUCUAGUCCAUCUAAGCAACAACCCAAAACUGCUACUUCUGUCCUCAGCUUUAUUGCAGAUAUCAAAAAGGGGAAGAAGGCAGCUAACCACAUAGAAGAUGUUCAUCAGCUGAGGCUUUUGUAUAAUAGACAUCUCCAAUGGCGGUAUGCUAAUGCCAGGUCAGAUGCAGCAUUGCACACGCAGAAAGCUAAAACUGAGAAAACAUUGUACAAUGUAUGGAGAAAUACCUCAGACCUAUGGACUUCUGUUAUUAAAAAGAGAAUUGCGCUACAACAGGUUAAGCUGAGGUUGAAGCUUUUUGCAGUUCUAAAUGAACAGCUUACCUACCUUGAUGAGUGGGCUUCAAUUGAAGGGGAUCAUACCAGUUCAUUAUCCCAUGCUAUACAAGACCUACAAGCAUGCACUCUCCGUCUUCCAAUAACUGGACAAGCUAAGGGUGACAUUGAAAGUGUUAAGGAAGCUGUUUGCUCAGCUGUUGAUGUAAUGCAGGCAAUGGGAUCUUCCAUGCGUUUUAUAUUGUCUAGGGUGGAAGGGAUGAACUGCCUGGUUUCUGAACUUGCCGAUGUGGCAGCUCAAGAGCGAGCCAUGCUGGAUGAAUGUGAAGCCUUGUUGGCUUCAACAGCAGCUAUGCAGGUAGAAGAAUAUAGCAUUAGGUCUCAUCUAAUACAGUUGAAACAAGCUUGGAGAAAUGAUGAGCAGCUGAUACUUGGAAAUUAGUUAGUUUUACCAAAUGGCCCUUAGCUAGUGUGUAUAGUAAAAUAGGUUUUUCCUUUUCAUUCUUUUUUUUUUCAUUAUUCUAAUUUAUCAUGAGAAAGUUGAAUUGUUUCAUUCUUUUUCUUCAUUACAUAUCUUGCAAAAAGUU
This is a messenger RNA of Solanum lycopersicum (tomato), 2419 nucleotides long. Its product is annotated as AUGMIN subunit 8. The record is from RefSeq and is a predicted model, not a curated record. Gene Ontology annotation, biological process: centrosome cycle; spindle assembly. Gene Ontology annotation, molecular function: microtubule binding. Gene Ontology annotation, cellular component: nuclear microtubule; centrosome; cytoplasm. NCBI's taxonomy places the organism in Eukaryota, Viridiplantae, Streptophyta, Magnoliopsida, Solanales, Solanaceae.